AUGCUGCAGUGUAUUUUAUGCAGACGAUUGUUUCAUGUUGGUAAGUUUCCUCUACAGUGUUCAGUGAGGCUAACUAAAGGACUUAUAUCUUUUUUGUAAGUGUGUCUGUCUGUUUUGUGCUUUGUGCUGAUUGUUAGCUAAAGGGAUCAAUAGCUUUUCUUUUUGAGCAAAUCCUGGCUGUAAACAGCUGAGCAUUUACAAUUUUAUACUAUACCGUAAAAUUCCAAAAAAAAGCCCCUCCAUGUAUAAGCCCCUCCAAAUAUAAGCCCCCCAAACCGGUAACGCAAAAAACCCUCCACUAAAUCGCCCCUCCAAAUAUAAGCCCCCCAGGGGCCUCUACUUGGAAAAUUGCUUUCAAAUACAAAGUAAAACAAAGCUAAAACGGUACAUUUACUUCCAACUAUAAGGCUAGCCCAAUCAAUUUUUGAAACGCAAAUAUCCCUCCGUAGAUAAGCCCCUCUGUAUAUAAGCCCCUCAAGAAGGGCGUUUGAAAAAUAUAAGCCCCAGGGCUUAUUUUCGGAAUUUUAUGGUAUGUUCAGCCUUAAAAAGAUAGAAAGAAAAGGGAAGGAAUAAAAAGUUUCUGUUUUUUUUUUCAGGCUGUCUUAAGAGUGGCAAACCCAGUGCACUUGUGGGAGAUUUGUUCUUUGAUUUAACAUGUGCAAAUUGUUCUGUGGAAGGCUCAGAAUCUUGCACAAGACAAAACUUGAGCUGGUUGGUGUUGUUAAAUAAUCCAUUAACUGCUACUGUUAUUUUGGAUUCGGAAUAAAAUGAGUGGGAUGCAAGGGGUGAAGAAUGAAUAGACGGAGAAAGGUUAGGAAAUGAGGGAGAGGGAGAGGUGAAGGAAGGGAGGGAGGUAUGAAAAGCAGGAGGGACGGAAGAAAUGAGAGAGAGAGAGAAUGGAGGAAUACAUGUACCAGUAAAGGAAAAAAAGAAGGAUUGAAGGAGGGAGCAGGUGGUACAUGUAUCAUGGAUGGAUGGAUGGAGAGAGAUACAAUUGGUGGUAGGAAGGGAAAAUUAGGGAAGGAUGGAAAGAGGAAGGGAAGAAAUGAUUGAGGGAUGGAAGGGUCAGAGAUGGGAGAGAUUGAGUAAAUAAGGGUGGGGUGGAAAGGGAAGUGACGAAAUUUCCGAGGGAUAUGGAAGGAUGAAGGGUGUGAGAUAUUGAGAAAGGGAUGGAAAGAGGAUUAAAGAGAUAAAGAGAGUCAAUGAGGGAGGGAUGGAGGAGGAGGGAAUGAGGGAGGGGUGGAAGAGUGAUGGAGGGAUAGACCUGGUCUGAUUGCACUGUCUUUUUCUAGGAUACAGGCUGUUUACCUGUCAUUGUACAAUCUGUACUCCACCAGCAGGGGACGGAAAGGCUAUUUUAGAUGGAGGGAAGACAUAUGUCAUUUCAUUGACAAGAACUGGAUGGUUUUAUUUCCUAAGAAGUAAGCAUACUCCUACAGUUAUCUAAAUCUUGCUUAGUCAUCCUUAGCCUUCUAUGAUGGACUCAUAAUUCUUCAAGGUAGUGUGUAAAAUAAUUAAUGAGCAAUUAAAAGGAUUUUUUCAGUGUAUAUACUUAAAGUCUGGGUAGUGACAAUCAACUCUUUCCUAGUCAGCCCUUCUUCCUCAUAGUAACUUCAUUCUAGCUAUCCAAGCAGUGUUUGGCUCCAGCUGGGUGUCCUGUAACUCAAGUAUCUACCAGGAAAUUCUUUUUACAGAAAACGUAUCAAGCUUAAUGUAUUGGGUAUCCUGUGGCACAUAUUUACCUAAGGCUGUAUUCACACAAAACCAGACAUUUUUGAGUGCCGACAUGAAAAGCUCUCCAGUGUAGUAUGAACACCUAUCCGAGAUGUGACUCUCCACUUUAGGGAUCAGCGUGGUGCAGCUUUGCUCUGUUUCAAAAAUCACAGUACUUAUGUGUGAACAGAGGCGAUAUACAUACAGUAUGGUUGUUGUGCUGGUGCAAAAGCGAUGCGAUAUAGCAUGAACAUAGCCUUAAUCUUUCAGGAAAAAGACAAACAAUUGGGCGAGUACAGUGGCUGGUGUGUUGUCAUCGGGGUGUCCGCAGUUUUUCAAGUCAGGACAAAAGGAAUUUAACAAAGAGACAGGAUGGUGGGCCUUACAGGAAAAUGUUGCACCAGCGGUAAAAUUUCGUGAACAAGGUUUGUUUCUUCUUUACUUAUUCAUUGCAAUUUUUCCUUAAUGAAAAUAAUAAAAAAAUGUUGAUUUUUUUUAAAAUAGGAGUAGAACAACUGGCUCCAAGUAUUCCUCAAAAGGUCCUUAAAUACAGCGAGCAAAAAAAGGUUGGAUUCUAGCUUGUCUUUUGGACAAGCAGCUCUGAUCUCAUGCACAUUUUGCUUGCCCAGAGCCAUUGCUUGCUUUUGUAAGAUAAUGAUUUUGUUGCCAGGUGACUUAGUUCCCUGGACCCUUGCCCAUUUGGACAAGUGCAGUUAAAAAGUUACUUACCCUGAAAGAAAAUCAGCCUGUCCUGGAUAACCACACAAGAUAUUUUUUGAGCCCUAAAAUACUGGUUGGGCACCUUUUUUGUAACCUCUGAUAAUGGAAAAGGGACCCAUAGUGAGGGGUCAUGUUGCUAGGUCAUGUCAUAGCUAUAUGCAGUUAACAAAAUUACAUGCAGUGCACACAUAGGAACAUGAUGUGGGCAUGUGAAGGAUGGACAAAAUCACAAUGUCACACACAAGGAAAUGCUUUUCCUCAACACACUUUCACUGACUCAAAGAAUUAGCCGCUGCUUCUCAAUGCCUGAACUAUUGAUUCAUUUGCAAGGUCAUGUCGCCCAAACAUACACACUCAUACUCAUUCGCCACUUUUCAUCACUGGAAACAUGCCAAUCGGUAGCCUGAGAAAACAGCCAACAUUUGGCAACUCUACCACUGGUUUCCCCACCGAAUGACGUCUGAGAAACGAGUGCAGAAAUUCCAUACUGAUGACACGUCACUACCCAGAUCUGGGUAGUAAUUAGCUAUUGGCCAAUUUUUUUCUUGGUCCCUAUAGUAACAGUCCUAGAAGUCUUCGCCAAAGUUAACCCAGUCCAGUUUACGUCUUGUGUCUAAAGUGGCAAAUGGCACCUGCAACAUUUUGCUCUUGUGAUAUGUUCAGUAAACUUCAUGCCACAUGACAGAAGGCAGGAACAAAUUUCCGCCCAAAUGUGUGUCUAUAACGUGGUGACCCUUUCAAUGUUAUUGUUUAACUACAGGUAGUAUGGUUAAUAAACGUAAAAGAAAAGGAGGAAACCAAGCCUCAGGAAACAGGUCAAAGAUCUCUCAAAACAUAGACAAAGGACUGCCUUUAAUGGAACUCACACAACCUACACUGGAUGAUGAACACAAAGCACAGGUAUCAAAUCUUUUCCAGUGUCUUGCACCUCAUGUAAUGAUAUCACCCCAUGUAAGGAAAUCCAAGACAGUCUUGGAUUCUGGAUCCCACUCCAUGGAUUCAGGAUUCUUUGUCAGUGGAACUUGGAUCCAGAUUCCAAACAUUAGUGGGAUUCUAGAUUCCUUGAGCUGUAAUCUGGACUCCAGAGCCCAGGAUUCCGCAUGCCAAAACUCACAUUUCCCAGAUUCGGCAAUUUGGAUUCCCUUACAUCAAGGUUAAAAUGAUAGGAAGCUUGCAAUCACCCUGGUGACAGCAGUGAAGUAGAGACUAUAGGCAGCCAUCUUACUUUCUUGUUCAAGUCCAUCAAGCAAAUGUGUGACAGCUGAAAUGGCCAUGCUUGCAACUGAAGGCCUGAAAAAAAGCCUGACACUUCACAUCUCCUGAACUCUGCUUUGCCACUAGCCGCUCACAUGUUUCUCAUGCCACUCGUCAAAUUUACAAAUCUUCUAGUGAAAAUGUAACUUGUUAUGGAGUGAAAUCGUGUCCUUUUAAACUCCUUUUCAAUUAUUCCUACUGGUAUAAUUUGACAACUGCACUUUUAAGGCGAAUUUAAAUGCAGUAGUUAGUUCUCAGUUAAAAGUCAUCUAAGUUCAAGUGGGAAGGAAACAGUGGCAUGUGCUCAUGUCCUCCAUGAAACGUCACCUUAAAACCUUUUUACACAAACAAUCUUAACUUCGAAUUUUGAUUCAAUUUUAGGGGUUAUUUCAAAUCGAAAGGCAGUGUAAACAAACAACUGACACUGACAGAGAAGACAAUUUACAAAUAAUCUCAUAGAAGAAAUAUGAAAGAGGCCAGUAUUUUUUCCUCUACACAGUAACCAACUAAUGAUAUUUUCUUGUGAAUUUCUUCUAGUCAUUAGCUGUAACAGACAGUAGUAAAUCUGACGACUUAAUGCCACAGUUACUUACCGACGAAGAUAUGCGUGAGCUAGACUCACUGAACUCUGAAUCAGGUGUGUAUUCGCCUCCUGGGGUCCGUUUCUCGAAAGUCCCGACAGUUUUUCGGGCCCGAAAUGCACUUUUAUGUUUACCGUGUUUGCAUUCAAGAUCAAGGUUUCAACAAUUUUGAUAAUGGCACGAUGAAAGUAUCAGUUUACGAAGCAUGAUUGACCGGUUUGUGAGCUAGGAACCGCGCUACUAUUCAAGAGGCGUUGAUUUCAAAAUUUGCCUUCGGACCCGAAAAGUUACCGGGCUUUUCGAGAUACAGUUAACUUUUGUAAAGACCUCAGGGACUGUUACUAGGAACUUUGAUACGAUCUCCAAUUUUGAAGAUCCCGUUGGUAAGAUCAUGAACUUUCAACACCUUACCGACAAGAUGUACUGUGACCUUUUGAUGAAGUGAAAAGUAGAGGAAAACCAGACUUUUAUAAACCCUUAAACCCUUUUUUCUGUUUGUUUUUAAAAUACAAUCACUCGCUAUAGUUUCUUACUUUUUAUUGUAAUUUCCAGGAUUUGAUUCUUUCUCCAACCUCUUAUCAACGAGUUUUGAGGAUGUAGACAGCACUUCUUUCUUUUUUACUGGCGAAGAGGAGCAGGCAGGUUCGUUAGUUUUAUCCUAGAUGUAAACCAGUUUGUUCGGUAACUAGGGUCACCUGCUCAGUUUCUGGCAGCGCAUGGUCUUAAAAGAAGAGUGAAAGCUAGCCUGAGUAUCAGGCGUUUCUGGGAGAAAAGGGGAAAGAUGGAAGCGAAAAAGGGAGAGAGCUGCUCCCCCCUCUCCCCUCCCCCAUCAAAAAUCUCGUCUCCCCUAUCCCCUUAGGAAGGCCUGAUACUCAGGCUAAGUGAAAGCUGAAGUUUAGGCUUCAUAUACAUGUUUGAAGUCGGAGAGUAGAGUAUUUUACAUACUAGUUCCUUGGAGAUUCCCUACCCUAACUUUUGAAAACUAAUCGUGUGUCUGUUGGGUACGUACUUAUGGAAACCGUGUAAACGUAGCGUGAGUUGUUGAAUUUUUUUUUGAAGCAGCUUUUUUACCUUUAGAUUCAGAAACCAAACAAGAGGAUACUGAAUCCGUAGCAUCGACUGUUACAUCAGAUAUUUCAAGUAAAAACCAACAGUCUGACUCACUCCAGACCAAGGUCAAGAGUAAGCCAAUUAAAACAACCGCGAGCACCUCGCAGUCAAGGUUAGUACACAUGCGUCUGCGGACUGAAUGCUACACUUUUUGUGACCGUUCAAAUGAAACCUGUCCAGCAAUACUUUCGCAUGGUACUAUUUUUGGUGUAUGCUAUUCUAACUUUGGUGUCUGUGGACGAAAUCCUAUGGUGUUACCAUUCAAAUGUGGUCUCUUAAACAGUAUUUUCACAUGUUACUAUUUGUUUUGUACAUUCAUACUAACUUUUGAAGCCUGUGCUUGACAUUCUGUGGUGUGACCAUUCAACUGAAACCUCACUAGCUAGGCUGAAUUUCGGCGUCCGUCGAGUCGCAUACUCGAGGGGACGUCGGAAAUUCAGGCUGUUCUUUCACAUGGUAAAAUUUGUUUUCAUUAUUUUUUUUAGCAACAACAAAAACAAAAAUAAAUUUCAUAUUUUUCAUGAAUUUUUGUGUAAGCUACUGUUUAAAGAGAAAGAGUUAACCGCACGCGAUGUUCGUUAACACUUUCUUGUUGCUUUCAGCUUAUUUUUGGUCUCGGAGGAAAAGGAAAAGGAUCUAUUACUGAGAUUAAAUUCCUGUCCUAAGGCGGUACACCAUGACCCAGUGGCGAGGAGAUUUAGAAGGAAGCUUAUGCUACGCCAGGUAUCAUUAGAGACCUUUAGAUUUUACGACGAGUACGACUACGAGUACGAGAUUUAACACAAAGUUUUUUUGGCGUAUUCUCAAAUAAUAGACACCCUAGAUAGCUUCAUUGUACAUCUUUUUCACCAAAAAAAUAAGCACUGUUAUCUUGAUUGAACGGGAGGUUAAGCUGUCUCCCUGCCGCAAAAUAAUAAAACCUAUAACACUUUAUAACUUUUGUCCGCUAACACGACAUUCCCGCUACAACUUGUAGCAGAAUGACGGGAACUAUCACGUUUUCCCGCCAAAAUGACGCUGGUUUACGCGCGCUUACUCGAGAAAAUCUCGUACUCGUCUUAGUAUCUAAAGCUCUCUAUUAAAAGCGGACGACAACUUAGGUUAUGUUCACACUCUACCAGACAGUUUUCGUCCCGACCCGAAUACCCAUCUGAUAUAGUAUAAACACCUAUCCGAUAUGUGACUCCCCACUUUAGAGAUCGGCGAAGCGCAACGUCGCUACGUUAUAGAAAUUGCGCUAAAAUCACCGUUCUUAUGUAUGAAUGGAAGCCCUAUCCAGUAAAGUAUAAACACCUAUCAGAUAUGUGACUCUCCACUUUAGAGAUAGACUUGCUACGAGUCGACCUCUUGGCGAGCGGAGCGAGCCUUGUUUGGCCGCGAAGCGGCCGACCGCGACCGACGAAGUCGCGAGAGGUCGUCCUUCGUCCCGCGCCAUUUGAAAUCCUACGAAGGACUUUUUUGAAAGUCUACUUUAGAGAUCGGCGAAGCGCAACUUCGCUCCGUUAUAGAAAUCGCGCUAAAAUCACCGUUCUUAUGUAUGAAGGGAAGCACUAUCCUGUAUGGUUUUCGUGCCCGCGCAAAAGCUCUCCGGCAUAGUAUGAACACAGCCUUAAUUAGCAAAACAACACAUUUGCACAUACUACGAGAAGUUCUAGCAAGUGCUAUGAUAAGUUUAAUCACCAAAACAACACACUGCGAGGAGGUUUAAUUAUCAAAUUAAUUAGCAAAACAAAACAUUUGCACGUGCCACGAGAAAUUCCAGCAUGUGCCAUGAUAAGUUUAAUCAACAAAACAACACACUGCACGUGAGGUUUAAUUAUCAAAACAAUAAAUUUCCAAGAAAGUUUUUGAGGCCCUGUCCACAGGAAUCCGCCGGAUAUUUGUGUCGUCGAGAUAGCUCUGAGAAAGGCUGCACGUGGCAUUGAUAGUGUGAAUAAUGUAAUUCUCUUUUGUUCUAUUCAGCUAAAAAGGUCUAAAGGAUUGAAAUUAUUUGACCUGGACGAGUCUGUUUCCGAGGCUAUUAGUUCAACUGUGAGAUACAAGCUAACCCCAGAUGGCGCGGUACCUAUUGAGGUAAGCAAACGUGAGGAAUAGUACUAAACGUUGCCUUUCGUUUCUCGGUAUUUGGGAAGGCCUUGGGAGAGUAUAAGCGUAGUUUGUUGUUCGUCUCGAGUGUUUCUCGAGUGCUCCUGUUUCUUUUUCUCCAGGUUCUCUCUCGUUACGUCUCGUUAGAAGCCUAGACCGCAGCCAGUUUAGUAGGAGAAAAUAUUUAUUGGAAAGGCCUCGGAAAUAGGAGGGAACAAAGGAGAAUACUAACGCGAUUUCCCUUCUCUCAUUCUCAUCCGCCUCAUAUUCUCUCGUUAAUCUUAUUCUGUGCCUUAUGUAGUACGUAUUUCGUUUUGAGGAGGAAACUCGGAGGCCUUGGAAUUUGGAACUUCUUCAAAGCUCCACCAGACACGCAUGUUUGCGCGUAACAGCCUUCCCAGCUUUGAACCCUGGACUUUGCUUCCUGGUUAUAGUAAGUUUGUUUCUCUUUUGAUAGAAUCGCAGCACAUCUUCAGAUGUCGUUGAAGAAACUCGCGUCAAGCCCCUCAAACUUCAGGCUUCCUCAGCAUUUACUUCUACAGACAAUAUCCUCGAUAGAUUUCAGGUGAGACACGAAUAGAACUUCACAAAACCAUAUUUACUGUUCUAAAAUUACUCCCCCCCCCUUCCCCCUCGGAGGGCUUAUUUAUUUAAAGCCCAUUUGAACUUCCAGUUGGUAAAUAAACCAUCCCGAAUCAGUCCACACGAAGUUUCACAGUCGUGAUUGAUUAAUACAGUCUAUCAUAGUAUUAGUGAAGAAUAAUUAGGGGAGGGGAGGGGGGCUUAUUAACUUUCUUUCCCUGACGAGGAGGGGGGCUUAAUAGAGACGGGGUCCUAUUUGAGAGGGGGCGCUUAUUUAACUGAGAAAAGACGACGAUGUCAGUUCUCCAUAAAGAACUAGAAUACGAAAAAAAGUGGAAAAGCUCAUUUAGGUCAUGCAGCCGAGGAUCGGAAACAAGUCCGAACUUCCAGUUGGUAAAUAAACCAUCCCCAGGAGCCCAUCAAAUUGAUCAUUGAUCAUUGAAUUGAUCAUUUGAUGGGCUCCUGCCAUCCCGGAUCAGUCCACACGAAGUUUCACAGUAGUGAUUGAUUAAUACAGUCUAUCAUUUAUUAGUGACGAAUAAUUAGGGGAGGGGAGGGGAGGGGAGGGAAGGGGGGGGGCUUAUUAAGGGGGUGUGCGUAUUAGAGAGAGGGGACUUAUUUGAGAGGGGGUGCUUAAUAGAGGAUUUACGGUAUUCAUCUUUACUUUCCAGGCAUCUCCUCGAAUGCUUCCGAGUUCUCGCCCCAGGACUUGCUCGUUUUUAACAAGGCUCAUUGGUGGCGAUAAUCAGACGUUGUACAGACCUAUUACCAGUCCCUACACGUCCAGGAUACUGAAGCCAUUUAUCCGACGAGAUUAUGAGAGUAGACCUUUGAAGCUGAAGCUGUUGCAAGAUAUUGUCUCUCACUAUCACAGGUAUUCAUUACCAUAAAUCCUCUAUUAACCCUCUUCCCGGGGGGACUUUCAAGCGCGUUUGAGGGGGGAGGGUUUAUUGAGAGCGGUGACUCCUUGAAUUUACCGAUACGGGGGCUCUACUGUAUCGAUUCUCCAUAAAGAACUAGGACGCAAAGUGGAAAAGCUCAAGAAAAAGACGUUGGAGGUCUUGCAGCGGAAGAUAAAAACGAAUAUGACCUUUAAGCACAUGAAUAAAUCAUACCAGAUCAAUCCAUCUUUUAUUAAUUUGGUUGUGAAAAAUAAAGAGAGAGGAGAGGGCGGCUAAAAGAAAGGUGGGGGCUUUAAUAACUUUCUUCCCCUGAAAAAGAGGCAGAGCGGGGCGGGGGGGAGCUCUGUGAAGACUUGCGGUACUUUCAUAUGCAGUAUAAGGCUUAUAUUCUCUGAGCGGGGUACACAUCCCCCCUGAUGGACGGCGGGGUGUACUUUCAUACAUCAGCUAUAUACAGUACGCAACUGCUAUGCGUUAUUGACCAAGAUGGGUGGAUAUUUUCCAAGUUUCUUUUUGUGGUUUGAUGGGACCGAGGCCAAUAUUCAGGCAUCUUGACCAGUUUUUUGUUACGGGACCAACGCGGGAAAUCCCGAGCGGACAAAUGGGCCCAUACGCCCAUUCCGCCCGAGUAGCCAAUCAGAACACGGCAGGAUUGACUUCAUCUUGGCCGUUCACGAAUUCAGCCAUAUAAUAAAUGUGUGUUUUUCCAGCAGUUAUGUUUAGGUUAUGGUACAGAAAUCAAAGUGUAUUCGUCUAGAGCAAGUGAGUUAAAGCCACUGAAAAUGAGUAUAAUAAAUGUUCCUUUUUUAGGAAUGAUCCGGGUUGGAAACCACCACCUGUUGCUCCAAUUGAUUACUGCUACGUGCAACCGCAUCAUAUUCCAUCUGUAAACGCCAUGUGUAGAGAGUUCUUCUGGCCAGGAAUCGAUCGUAAGUUUUCUCAGUUUUACUUUUCUUCUUCCCCCUUCCUUCUCCCCUCCUCUUCCUCCUCCUCCUUCUCCUUCUCCUUCUCCUCCCCCCCUCCUCCUCCCCCUCCUCCUCCUCCUCCUCUGCCUCCUCCCCCUCCUCCUCCUCCUCCUCCUGCCCCUCCUCCUCCUUCUCCUCUGCCUCCUGCCCCUCCCCCUCCUCCUCCUCCUGCUCCUCCUCCCCCUCCUCCUCAUCAUCACCCUCUAUCCUCGUUAUCAUCAUCAUCGCCAUUGUCGUCAUCGUCAGCGUCGUCAUGAUCAUCCUUGCCAUCACUCCCCAUCUCCGUUAUCAUCUCCAUCAUUACCAUCACUCCGUUUUUUUUUACGCUGCAUACUAAAUCUUUCUUUGUUUAUUGUUUCUGUUUAUAGUGUCUGAAUGUCUUCAAUAUCCUGACUUCAGCUGUGUUGUCCUUUACAAGUAAGAGACAUAGAUUAAAAUGCUUUUUUUUUGGCGAACUGCGGAGCUACUAGCAGUCUAGAACGCAACUCUCUGCAGUAUCCAUAAUGCUUAUUUAAAAUGUAAUCGCAGGUCGUGUCAAGGAAAACACAUUUCACUUCACUGCGAUAUGGUAACAGCCGUUCGAUCUUAUCUUGCAGAAAAUUUGUCAUCGGUUUUGGCUUUAUGGUCCCGGAUGUGAAAUACAACGAGGCUUACAUCUCAUUCGUUUUAGUCCAUCCCGAGUGGCGCCGAGGGGGGAUUGGAACCUACAUGAUUUAUCACUUAAUUCAAACUUGCUUGGGUAAAGACGUGACACUCCAUGUAUCAGUCACGAAUCCAGCCAUGCUAAUGUAUCAGAAAUUCGGUUUCAAACCCGAGGAGUUCAUACGUGACUUUUAUAACCGAUAUUUACCCGACGAUAGUCCGCAGUGUAGGCAUGCGUUUUUUCUUCGACUUAGAAGAUAAGGAAGAAGUUUUAAAAAGCUA
Messenger RNA from Porites evermanni, 10836 nucleotides. Lineage: Eukaryota; Metazoa; Cnidaria; Anthozoa; Scleractinia; Poritidae. The record is from the annotation of a GenBank genome assembly.